GGCUUCUGGCAUGUGCCCGUGCUCCUGGAGACCCGCUCGCCUUCCAGCACAGGUAUGCUCGUCCCGCUGACGUCCAAGGUCUCUUGCAGUGUGUUUCAUCUGUGGCCUUGGGGGCCUCAAACGGCUUGCAAGAUGCAGGCCAUUUGAGGCCGACGCUCUGGCGCGUUGCCCAGCUUUCCUGGGGCCGCUAUGUGCGCUACGUGCCCAUCCACCCGUCGAAGGGCCGGACGUCCAAGCCCGUGCUGCGAAUUGCCGAGUGGUCCCGAGGUUCUCGGCGACCAUGGAGGAUCCAAAGUCGAUCUUCCACAAGCGACCCCAAAGGUUUGCCCUUGCCUUUUGACUGCAAGAGCACCAUGCGGGAACCGCUACUGAUCGUUUUAUCUGUUACUUCACCGUACCCGGACUCACCUGCCAAAAGGCAGAUGCUCAAGGACCUGUGGUCGUGUGCCACCUUGCUGACGGCGCUUGGCCCCUCUCGGGCCACAGCAGAGGUGCGGCGGCAGAUUGCGCAGCAAAAAUGGAAGUGGACAGAGCUUGCCCGGUUUGAAGGACGGCAGGCAACCUGGUCUCGCAGUGAUGUGCCGGUCACGGGCUGGUCUUUGCUUUGGCGAAGUGAGGAGCCGACGCUACGCGGGCCGGAGCUGUACUGCCAAUACCAGGACCACUUGCAGCCUGCCUUGACACUCCAUUUCCUGCAGUCUCCUUGCGAAAAGUGCUGCGUGGGCUCUGCGAAAGCCGCUAAAGAGGUCACAACAGGCCGAGCAGGAGAAGAAAUCAAACUCGAGGAGGGCACGUGGCGAUGCGGACAGGAGAAUCCUGCGUGCAUAGAAGACUUUCGCAGGCUACUGUCCUGCCAAAAAAUCCGAGAGGAGGACAUGGGCAGCGUGGAUUGGCUGAGCCUGCGCGACCAAAUGCGGAGAGCCCUGGUGUAUGCACGAGAAGGUCUUGUUGAAGGCUUUCGUGACGGCUUGCAUGGGCAACUGCACAAGAUCGCCUUCGAAGCCCAGUUUGGGGACUUCAUGCUCUUGGACAUGGGGAGGAAGGAUUGGGUCCGAAGAUUUCGCGAUCUUUACUCGCUGCAUCUCACCGACAGCAAGAAGGCACCCAGCUGCCUGCUUGGACAGGUCAGUCUUCAGCUUUUUCUGCUGUUUUUCACCGACGGCCGGAGCCAUGCAAUGUGGUUUCAGGACGGGAAGCACGGCGCGCCUACAGGCAAGCAUGCCAUCCAUGAGAUCGAGACUCUGGAGGAGAUUCCUUUGUGCUUCUCAGACACUGCGGAGCAGGAUGUUUGGAAUUUGCCGAGCAUCAUCACCAGCCGCCUUCGCCUGCUGAAGGCACUGCGAUGGACGAACCUCGUGGAGAGUGGCUGGCCAAUUUUCAAGAUCCUCUCUCUGGUGACUUUCCAUGGGUGCCGCAAGAAGCACCGGCAGUGCCGCACCAGGUGUUCGGAGGCCUGGAUAAAUCGCCUCAUGGUCCUCCUCGAGGAUGAGGCUAAAGAGUUCAGUGUUCGGGUAGUUCAGUUCGAGCUUCGCAGCGGCUGGGAAGCCCGGGCGGUGCCCAUGGCUUUGCGCCGACUGCUCGCGCUGGGCCCGGCGCUGCCUCUUGCAAGGGACCCGAAGUCAGAGGAGUAUGCAACUAUCAUUCUACACGACACGCCACCGCUUGCUUUGACCAUGGGAGUUUUCUUGCUCAUGCACUGGCGGGCGCAGAAGGCCCUCCAGCUUCAAAUCGAAAGGCUGUUGGCCGGAGACCGGAUCCUGACACCAGGGCACACGUUGAAGGAGGAGCAGGUUGCAGAUGGGACCGUGCUCACUGCCGUCAUCCGACCAGACAGGCUCUUCUCCUGCAGAUGGUCCUCUGCCUUCACCCUCGUGCGCAGCGAUGGGUCGGUGGUGACCUGGGGCGACCCAGACAGGGGUGGAGAUUCGUCCCGCGUUCAGGCCCAGCUACAAGACAUUGACACGGUCCUUGGUGCGGAAUACACCCAAGCUGCACUCCUUUUGGAUGGCACUGUGGUGAUGUGGGGCUCUUCAGGCUGGCAUGGGGAGCACGAAAGCCUGCAGCAGGUCCGAAAACUGGAGGUGUUUCCACAUGGUCUUGCUGCAAUCAAGUUUGACUCCAGUGUGAUCUUAUUGGGUCGCACACGCAGUAUGGCAGCCCCACCACCGCUCAGCAACGUUCGACAGAUUGCUGCUUGCCAGGGUUCGAUGUCCGGUGCAUAUGCUGCUGUUCUCCACGAUGGACGCGUCAGAACUUGGGGUUGCCCUAAGCUGGGUGGCAGCAGCUCUGAAGUUGAAUCUGAGCUCUAUUGUGUUCGAGAGAUCAAAGCUUGCAGUAGCACAUUUGCAGGUGCUUUCGCGGCUAUCCGCGAGGAUGGUAGGGUGAUUACUUGGGGCUCGAGAACCUAUGGAGGCGACAGCACUGCCGUUCGGGAACAACUUAACGAUGUGACAGAUGUUGUUUCAACAUGCUUUGCGUUCGCGGCUGUCAAGACAGACGGCAACGUCGUCUGCUGGGGUGCGCCGGAGUUUGGAGGAGAUUGUGUGAGCGUACAGGAGGAGCUGCAUGGCGUGAAGUCUGUGUGCGCAACUUCCGGAGCUUUUGCUGCACUCUGCAGAGACGGAAGUGUAUCAACGUGGGGGUGCCAGCAGUUUGGGGGAGACUGCUCUGGUGUGAAAGCAAAGCUUUCUACAGUGCGGGACGUUGUCGCUUCAGGGGCCGCCUUCGCUGCUCUUCGGUCUGACGGAACUGUGGUGACCUGGGGCCAUGUUCCUGCUGGUGGCGACAGCAGUUCUGCUCAAGCACGCUUGACCAAUGUCCGGCAGAUCGUCGCCUCGGCUUACGCCUUUGCUGCUUUGCGAAGCGAUGGUGAGGUCGUGACUUGGGGCCAAAAGGACUGGGGAGGCGCGCUGGCCUGCAACUGGGAAGAGUGGAUUGUGGAUCCGCGUCUGGCUACAUGGACCUUGACAGGCUUAGCCAAGAAGCGGCGCCUGCAGACGGCUUUACUCGUCCUGCAGUCUAUGCGACACGGGCUGCUGGAAGUCAACAUUUUUCAUGUUACAGCCGUGAUGAGUGCUGGCAGGGCUACCCAUCGCUGGGCCACCGCGUUGUUUUCCCUCCGGCACUGGUGCGACAGAGGUCUCGCUGCCAACACAGUUGCUCGAAAUGCUGCUGUUGCAGCAGCUGCCUUGGGCGACUGGCGGUUUGCCCAGGCAUUGGCAUCGGAGGCGUGCAAGCAAGGUUUGGUGGACCAUGUCACCCUGGGUUCUGCCAUGGCCGCUUUGAGCUGGACGAAGGCCCUGUCGCUGUUGGCGCAGAGCCUGGUUCUCUUGCGAAAGCCGCUGGAUCCAAUCUGUCUCCGAACAGCCAUGACCUCUUGCGAGAAAUCGAGCGGCUGGGAACAGACGCUUCACAUUUUCAGACACUUUCAUGGAAGGCCUGGUGACAUUGGUGCUGCGAGCUUCAACCCGGCCAUCUCAGCAUGCGAGAAGGGUCUGCAGUGGCAGCUCUCUUUUCGCAUCUUGGGAAUGGCGGGGGAAUGUCGGUGGAAACCCAGCGAUGUGAGCUGGGCAGCUGUCGCCAGCGCCUGUGAGAAGGCUGGUCCCUGGCAGCGUGCGCUCCACAUCCUUGGCGCCUCGCAGCGAAGCGGCCUAUGGCUGUUCAGCUCAGCGAUGAGUGCAUGCAUCCACGCAGGAGUCCAGUCUUGGUGCCGGGCCCUGCAGCUUCUGCGCUAUUGUAUAGAUGCGGAGAUGCAGCCUUCAACAGUCUCGUACUCCGCGGUUUUAGAAGUUUGCCGGCGGACAGGCUCCUGGCGGAGCGUGUCGCAGCUACUGCGAGCCAUGGGUACUCAGCGACUGCCGAGUUCCGUCAUUGCUUUGAACACCGCUAUGCUGGCAUGCCUUCGCCCGGGGCUCUCUGAACAAGUCCUGCGCCUUUUUGGUGAUCUGAAGCGGCAGAGUCUGCAGCCAACAUCCCUCACUUUGAGUCACGUGGCAGAUGCCCUGUCACAUUCUCCGACCGAAACAGUGCCACUGCUGGUUCGCCUGCGCGACGACUUCAUGUCCGAUGCCAGAGCUCGGCUCCGCGAGUGGCGAAAAGUCGGUAGUGAAGUUGAACGAACAGUUUGGUGGGCGCUACGGUGUCCAGCCAUGGCGGUGCGAGCGCUGGUGGGCGCGCUUCUCCUGCAGCAAAGCGUCGCCAUCCAGAUGCACGAGCAUGAAGAUCACCACAAGUCUGGAGCGCAUCGUCCGACCUGCAAGCAAGCAUGCCUUCCGAAUUGCCCGGCAUCUUCCCGAACCGGCGUGCCUUGCAUGCCUGUGGCCGACACGUGGCCGUACAAGAGCAACGAGUCCUGGCGUGUCGAACUGGGAGAGAGGAUCUUGAUGGCAGCCCAUCCAAACCAGGAAGCCACCGAAAGUGCAUGCGGCGGCUUCAAGUUGUUCGGUGACUCGGCUUGGUGCCUGGCUGCCUUCAAGGGUGAUUACGGCAAGCUGGGCCUUUCCUUUGGGAUUGAGGAGCGGGACCUCUGGAGCGAGACCAUGAGCAAUGACUUUCACAUGCCGACGAAACUCUACGACUGCUUCCAGAAUCCCAAGUCUUCGCCCGCUUUGGCGAUGAUCGCUCCGAAUGCAAAGGGCUCAUGUGCGGGAAAUCCGCACCACUGCUACGAGACCCACUACGAGGCUUUCCGGGUCUGCCUUGGCCCCAAGCACGAAACAGUCAACCAGCGGCAGUACACUUCGCUGGCCGAGUUGCUCGGCGGGCGUGGUGAGAUGUCGACGCAUCUCAAGAUUGAUGUCGAGGGUUCUGAGUGGUCCGUCCUAGAAGAUCUCCUCAAGAGCGAGGAGGAUAUGAAGAAGAUCCGUACGCUGGACAUGGAAGUUCACUUCGGCUUCGGUGCAGCAUCUGAAGCUGCACACAACAAAGGAAGCAAGAAGGAGCAGCUUCAGCGGGAAGUGGGGAUCUUUGAGCAGCUGGCAUCCCACUUUGCAGUUACUGGAACCAACAUCGAGACCAACGCUGAUGGUUGGCAGCCAGCGCAGAGCUGCCCGAAGCAGCAGUGUGAAGAACCCUUCGUGCACACUGCCGGCGGUGUUCCUGUGAACCAGUUUGCCAUCAGCUUCGUGAACCAUGCGCACCUCAGGCGGGGAAUCCCGAGCCCUGAUGCAAUCGCUGCUGCACACCACAGCCUUGCAGCGGACCAUGCGGAGGACCACAUGGAGGACCACGCGGAGGCAGAUGCUCAGGACCACAUGGAGGACCACGCAGAGGCUGAUGCCGAGGACCACAUGGAGGACCACGCGGAGGCAGAUGCCGAGGACCACAUGGAGGACCACGCAGAGGCAGAUGCCGAGGACCACAUGGAGGACCACGCGGAGGCAGAUGCCGAGGCCGAGGACCACGUGGAGGACCACGCAAAGGCAGAUGUGGAGGAUCACGCCCAAGUAGAUGCCGAAGACCAUGUGGAGGACCAUGCUGCUGACCACAUGCAGGAUCAUGCUGAGGAACACUCCGGUGACCACGCCGACGACGAAGAGGACACUGCAGCCAGUGCAUAG
This is a messenger RNA of Symbiodinium sp. CCMP2456, 5558 nucleotides long. Lineage: Eukaryota; Dinophyceae; Suessiales; Symbiodiniaceae. The record is from the annotation of a GenBank genome assembly.